Cynoglossus semilaevis (tongue sole) is the source of this 1226-nucleotide messenger RNA. RefSeq names its product steroid-5-alpha-reductase, alpha polypeptide 1 (3-oxo-5 alpha-steroid delta 4-dehydrogenase alpha 1) (gene srd5a1). The record is from RefSeq and is a predicted model, not a curated record. Gene Ontology annotation, molecular function: 3-oxo-5-alpha-steroid 4-dehydrogenase activity. Gene Ontology annotation, biological process: steroid biosynthetic process. Gene Ontology annotation, cellular component: membrane. Lineage: Eukaryota; Metazoa; Chordata; Actinopteri; Pleuronectiformes; Cynoglossidae. The transcript is spliced from 5 exons. The coding region runs from base 155 to 952 and encodes 265 amino acids.
UCGCGCUGUCGAUUGUGAUUUGUUGACUAGUCUUGAUUAAAUAACAUGAACCUGGAUCGAGUGCGUGCGGUAGUACGCGAGUAGUAUCAAACGGGAUUCCCGUUGUCAUUAGAGUUUCUCCCAUACUGCUUUGGUAGUGUUAAAAGCGUUAAAAAUGGACGAGUUCCUGUCCCGUCUAUUCUCUUCAGAAAAACAGGAACUCUACACGCUGGACCUGUUAGCCUACACCACAGUUUUCUUUGCAGUCUGCACAUUUUUUACCACGCUUUUUGAAAACAUUCCAUACGGCCGAUAUGCAAGCAGUAGAUAUGGAUUUCCGGUCAGUGUUAAAUUCGCCUGGUUCGUUCAGGAGCUGCCUGCCAUUCUUGUACCUGUGUGUCUGCUGUUUUGGACAAGGUGUUCCAAAGCGUCGCUGCUGCCCAACCAGAUACUCAUAGCAAUGUAUAUGUGUCAUUAUGUUCAGAGAUCCCUCAUUUAUCCAUUUUUAAUCCGAGGAGGUAAACCGACACCGUGCAUCUCAUUUAUACUGGCCUUUGUGUUCUGCACCUAUAAUGGCUACAUGCAGAUCAGGUACCUGAGCCAUUACUCUGAGUACACAGCGUCUUGGGUUACACAUCCCUGUUUCAUUACUGGAUCUGUCCUGUGGUUGGCUGGCUGGCUGGUGAAUGUGCAUUCUGACUACAUCCUGAGGAACCUGAGGAAACCUGGGGAGACUGGGUACAAAAUUCCCACUGGUGGGAUGUUUGAGUACGUGUCAGGAGCCAACUUCUUAGGAGAGAUUACGGAGUGGGCAGGUUUCGCUCUGGCAUCUCAAUCUAUCCAAAGUUUAUCUUUUGCCUUCUUCACUGCCGUGGUCCUCAGCAGCAGGGCCGUGUCCCACCACAAGUGGUAUCUUGCAAAGUUCGACGACUACCCUAAAAACAGAAAGGCUCUGAUACCGUUCCUUUUCUAAGAAUCGCUCCUUGAACCAGAGCCAUCGUUGGGUAUCGUUGUUCCACAGCGAGGAAGUACAGCCCUAACAGGAAUGUCUGUUUUUGAGUCAACAAGCAAACCCACAACAAUGACUUGAUUCACUGUUAAAGGAUGGAUGAACCUAAAAACUGUUGAAGACAACAGUGUUGUGUAACGGAGUGAGCAUCAACUGAGGUCCUCAUGGUUUUACUGAAAAUUAUGAUGAUGAUAAUUGUUGUUGUUGAUGAUGAGUCUAAGUAAAUAACUCUGAAUAU